Pelagomonas calceolata is the source of this 1317-nucleotide messenger RNA. NCBI's taxonomy places the organism in Eukaryota, Pelagophyceae, Pelagomonadales, Pelagomonadaceae. The record is from the annotation of a GenBank genome assembly.
CUCGACUCACGAUGGACUGCUUGUGAGACGGCCGUCGUGCCGCGCCAAGCGCUCCAAACUAACAGCUGGAACAGGACGCAGCUCUACUAUAGCCACAUAGAUCUUGUGUGAAAAUUUUGUGAGCGUUGGAAGAGCAGUCACGGAGAUAAAGAGCAGCUCUGCCAGGUGAGGUCAAAUUUGAGCCGCGCGAGCACACGAAGGACGAGCCAGCGCAGCAUCCAUGGACGAACCACUGGCAAACAACACAGAGGAACCAAAUAUAACUGAGACGAAAGGACGACUCCGUCGACGCCUCAUCACCCUCGCCUGCAUGCUGAUCGCUGCGGGACUAGUAGCCGCAGUCACGCCCGACGACAGCGCGCUCACGAAACCCUACGCCUACAUCUCCGCAGCGUUGGGCGGCCUGUACUUCGUAGCCUGGAGCGUCUCCUUCUGGCCCCAAGUGCUGCUCAACAAACAGAGAAAAACAACAGUCGGCCUGUCGCCCGAUUUCGCGGUGCUCAACGCGUUUGCGUUUGCCGCUUAUUCAGCGUACACCCUCGCCCUGUACGCGUCGCCGCGCAUCCGCCACCAGUACAAGCGACACCACGACCAUGCACCAGAAGUACGCUUCGCCGACGUCCUCUUCUGCCUCCACGCCCUGCUGCUCUCGUCGGUCACGGUGGGCCAGAUCGCCUACUACGACGGCUUCGCGAAGCAAAAGCCGAGUCGACCGGCGCGCUACGGCCUGGCCGCGCUCGCGCUUUAUGUAGCAGGCACCGCUAUCGUGGGCCACGAAGCACUACAAAUCCUCUACGCGCUCUCGUACUGUAGGAACCAGCGUCGCGUCGAUGGCGUGAUUCUUCGCGAAGUCAUUUCUCGGCGACGACGCGGCCGUGCUAAGACCCACACCACCGCGACGCCGUCGAGCAGGUGUCGCGUCGAUGGCGUGCAGGGGAGAAGGUGGAGGGUGCAACGUAUCAACACGCAGGCAAGAUGGCCGUCACGUUCUGCAAAUACCUCCCGCAACUCCUCUUGAACUAUAGGCGGCGAUCGACGGUCGGCUGGCCGAUCGACAACAUCCUGCUCGACUUCACGGGCGGCGCCCUCUCGACGCUCCAGCUCAUCCUCGACUGCGCAAAUCAAAACGACUGGAGCGGCAUCUCCGGCGACGUCGUCAAGUUCGGCCUGGGCGUCACGUCGAUGGUCUUCGAUGUGCUCUUCCUCGUGCAGCACUACGUGCUCUACCGACCCGUUCCCGCGGGGACGUCGGAGGCGCUCCUCGACGGCGUCGACGGUGGCGAGGACCUUGUUGUGUAAGGUGAUUUUUGUGAAGAA